UGGGGCAUCUUUUUUUUUUUUUUUUUUGUGGGGGAGAUUUGAAUUGUUUUGAUUAGUUGGAUUGUUCCCAUUUGUGAUUAACAAAAUGGGUUCCUGCUGAUUUCACUGUUCAAUGUAGUUCAAAAUCAUUCAUUUUCCUUAAUGGGUGUUGCUGGAGCUAACAUUCUCUCUAUCUUCUAGAUACGAGCUUGCUAGUGAUUUUCGUUUUUUCCCCUUUAUCUUCAGCUAUUUGUAACUGUAAUCUUUUUCAUUUUUUAAAGUUUUUUGGGGGUUGGAAGGUUAUGGGGUGAAUUUGAAGCAAAGCUGAUAAACUGAGAAGACAAGUCAUCUUCUUGUUUAAUGUUUGAUAGAGGAUACAGUCUUUCUGGUUAUUAAGACGCUUGCUUCCUGCACCCACCAUACGCAAUAGAAAUUUGUUUCUGGAUAAAUAUUCUUUGAUGAGAUAAAGCUGGAUCCCAGAUUUUGUGAUGGAAAAGAGGAAAUGGCCUUGGAAGAGGAAGUCUUCGGAGAGGAGCCCUGGUGAAACAGAGAGUUCAGGAUCAAUUUCUUCCCACUCUGAGAGAUUCUCUGAUGACCAACAGGACGCCUUGAAGGCAUCCCCAAAUAUUGAUGCUCAACUUCAAUCUCCUGAAGUCACAUCAAAAACUUCUGUUGAGGAUGAAGAAGUCAAUGAUAGUGUUAAGAUUUUAACAGAGAGAUUAUCAGCUGCUCUUGUGAACGUUAGUGCCAAAGAUGACUUGGUAAAGCAGCAUUCUAAAGUUGCUGAAGAAGCCGUUGCAGGAUGGGAAAAGGCUGAAAGUGAAGUAGCUGCUCUUAAGAAACAACUUGAAGCUGCCCUUCAGCAGAACUCUGCACAGGAAGAUCGGGUGAACCAUCUUGAUGGGGCCCUCAAGGAAUGUGUUAGGCAGCUAAGACAAGCAAGAGAGGAGCAGGAAGAAAAGGUCUAUGCAGCUGUGGCAAAGAAAACACGUGAAUGGGAAUCCACUAAAAUUGAACUUGAGGACCAGCUUGUUGAGCUGAAGGCAAAGGCAGAAGCUGCUAAGUCAGAAUCUCCGCCUAAAAUUGAUCCAGAAAUAUACUAUAAGCUUGAGUAUUUGGAGAAAGAUAAUGCAUCCUUGAAGCUUGAGCUCCUAUCUCUAUCUGAGGAGUUAGAAGUCAGAAUAAUUGAAAGGGACUUGAGUACCCAAGCAGCUGAAGCAGCAAGUAAGCAACACUUGGAGAGCAUAAAGAAAGUAGCAAAGCUUGAGGCUGAAUGUCGUAGGCUAAAAGCCCUGGCUUGCAAAUCAACAUCACAUAAUGAUCGUAAAAUUUCUACUGCUUCUUCAAUUUAUGUUGAAUCUCUCACUACUAAUAGUCAAUCAGACAGUGGGGAGAGGCUUAAUGCAGUGGAGCUGGAUACUCGCAAAAUGAGUUGCUCAGAGCUAUACAAAGCUGAGACAAGUUGUUCAGACUCAUGGGCAUCUGCUUUGAUUGCUGAACUUGAUCAAUUCAAGAAUGAGAAACCUGUUAAUCGAGGUCUUCCAUCCUCGGCAAAUGAAAUCGAUCUCAUGGAUGAUUUUCUUGAAAUGGAACGACUUGCAGCUUUGCCUCAGACUAAAAAUGGAGCUAAUCAGUCUGAACUAGAAGCUGUUGGGAAACAAUCUACGGAUGCAGAAAGCUCAUUAAGAGUUGAACUUGAAACAAUGAUUCAUCGAACAGCUGAAUUGGAAGAGAAGCUACAGAAAGUGGAAGUAGAAAAAGUUGAAUUGGAAGAGAAACUGCAGAAGAUGGAAGUAGAAAAGGUUGAAUUGGAAGAAAAGCUAGAGAAAAUACAAGUGGAGAGAACUGAAUUGGAGAUGGUUCUCACCUUAAGUCAGGAAAAGAAUGAAGAAUUUCAAACUCAGCUGAAGGAGGCUGAGCUAAAGUCAGCAGAACUGCAACAGAAGUUAUCAAUGGCAAAUGAAUCAAAGCAGCACAUUGAAUCUCAACUUGUAAGCAUGGAAGCAGAGGCUCGGACAAUGGCUUCAAAGGUUAAUUCAUUAGAAGAAGAGGUUGAGAAAGAGAGGGUUCUGUCAGCAGAAAUUGCAGUCAAAUAUCAAGCAUUGGAAGAAGAGCUAUCUCAAAAGAAUAAGGAAGUUGAACUCCAGAAAUCUGCAAGCUCAAAUAAUGAACUGAAGAUAAAGCAGGAAGAUUUAGCUGCAGCUGCUGGAAAACUCGCUGAAUGCCAGAAAACAAUAGCAUCUCUAGGGAAGCAACUGAAAUCUUUAGCAACCCUAGAGGACUUCUUAAUCGACACUGCAAUCCUUCCAGACGGCAGUGCAGGAGGAUCCCUGAUGCCUACAGCCAGUGAAGAACCUUGGAAGUUACAUUCUGGUGACACAUUCUCACCUAAAAAGGAUCCCAUCUCUUCAAGAACAGCCAGUGAGAAUUCUGACCCUUCUGCAAAUAAAUUUGAAGGGCACUCCCCCCCAUCUUCAUCGAUGUCAACUUCGUCAGCCUCAGCCAUGUCAAAUCACAGCAGUUCUGAGAAGAACCGAAACGGGUUUGCAAAAUUUUUUUCUAGAAGCAAGAAUGGAAUACAACUAGAGAUUUAGCAAAGGAUCAAAUGAUGAAAGAAGGGAAACAACUAUAUGUUGAUGAUUGCUUGAAUGCAAAAACCAGAAAUUUAUAGGAUGUUGAUUAAAUGCUAUUUAAUCAGCAGCACUUGUAUUGCUUGAUUUUAUUAUGUAUACAUGACUGAUUACAUUCAAUUGAAGUAAAUUUCAAAUGCUUUUGAAUGUGUA
Messenger RNA from Manihot esculenta (cassava), 2762 nucleotides. RefSeq names its product filament-like plant protein. The record is from RefSeq and is a predicted model, not a curated record. Bases 468 to 2573 code for a protein of 701 amino acids. The transcript is spliced from 5 exons. Lineage: Eukaryota; Viridiplantae; Streptophyta; Magnoliopsida; Malpighiales; Euphorbiaceae.